AUUUAAGAAAAAUGGGCAUUUUUAAGAAGAAAUUCCUGCUUUUUACACUCUUGCUAAGCUCUGCAUUGACUAAUGGCUGGGCUGAUGAAGACAAUGAAUAUGACUCCGUUAGGGAAGAAGAACCAACCACGCCAUAUGAGUGGGAAUAUUUUCCUCUCGAGUAUCAUCCAUCAGUCACAGACUUCCAGAAAAAUCUGGGUUUGCUUGAUAAGUUCCCGAAUAUUGAUGCUUGAGUACAUGACCGAGUAGCUGGAGACCAGAGAAAAUACUGGUACGCUCCUGCAUUUAUCGAUAUGGACUUAGCAGGAUCUUAUUUCUUUGUAUUAAUAGGAGCUCCUGCCUUACUAAUACUUCUUCCACUUCUCUUCAAAUGUAUUCUGUCAGAGAGGAUCCUGAGGACCAUAUCUGGAGAAAAGUAUGACAGUGCAUUUGCUGGAAGCCUUUAUUUAGCUUGGUAUUCUGCCAUUUUGUUCUCUUUGGCAGCCACAAUUUAUCUUAUCGCAGGAAGAUUCAGAAUAGAGAUCGUGUGGUGAUUCGACUCACCUCAUACAUACAGGGAUCAUCCGACAUCGAUGAAAACAGUCAUUGACAUCCCAGUUAUGGACUCAGAAGACAUUCUAGAUUACGGGCUAACUAUUUCAGAAGGAUUCAUGAAUACCGUCUACUCUCCAGCAGAAUAUGAGUCAAGGAGCGAAGUUGAUAGAUGAACGACUGAAAACAUGGGCACCUUCACCAGAUUGACUUGCACUUUUGAAGACAUUGUCUCCUUUGAACAAGACGUGGUUGAACACUUGUACUUUAAAUUUAAUAAAGAGCAAGUGAAUAUGCAAGAAUUUGGAAAUGCAAAGAUCAUUAUGCUAAAUAAAUUUGGCUAUGAUGGCAUGGAAGAUCCUGAAAAAAGAGAGCAGAUGGUUUAUUAUGAAAGAUAUGAGAUGCUAAAGGAAGGCAUUGAUAUUCCCAUGGACAUGGCUUCUAAAAUGAAAGUUAAGCUGAUUCCAACACAGUAUCAGAAUAACAUUAGGGACUUCCAUUAUACUGAAAAUAAACAGCAUUUAGUCUCUUUACGUCCUAACGUAUCAGAGGAUGAGGAGGAGGAGGAAGAUGAACAGAUUCAUUUUGAGUUUGAAUUCGAUGUGGACAAGAAAGUGAUGAGAUAUGAAUCCAGGAGUCUGUUAGUGACGGUCACUCAGGCAAUGAGCCUGCUCACAGGAAUGAUAUUCGUUGGCUUCCUGUACAUAGACUUGCUCAAGAAAUGGAAGCUAGGGGAGUGGUAGUCACCAUACAAUAUACAAGUGCAUAUUUGCUCGGGAAUAUUCAACAU
Moneuplotes crassus is the source of this 1321-nucleotide messenger RNA. Lineage: Eukaryota; Ciliophora; Spirotrichea; Euplotida; Euplotidae. The record is from the annotation of a GenBank genome assembly.